Dichomitus squalens LYAD-421 SS1 is the source of this 2900-nucleotide messenger RNA. RefSeq lists its product as uncharacterized. Gene Ontology annotation, cellular component: membrane. Gene Ontology annotation, molecular function: calcium ion binding; calcium channel activity. The record is from RefSeq and is a predicted model, not a curated record. Gene Ontology annotation, biological process: calcium ion transmembrane transport; intracellular calcium ion homeostasis. The transcript has 13 exons. NCBI's taxonomy places the organism in Eukaryota, Fungi, Basidiomycota, Agaricomycetes, Polyporales, Polyporaceae. The coding region runs from base 688 to 2715 and encodes 675 amino acids.
CGGGCAUGUACAAUGGUUCGCGAUGACCGCGCUCGUUGUUUGAGGUCGAGCGAUAGACUUCAGACGUCCUGGCCGGUCACGGGAAGGGUACGCGGGCUAUGAAUACACUUAUCUGCGAAGUGACUCGGACCCGUCUUUUUAAGUGACCUCUGUCGACAAGUGGGGGAACAUAAGUUUCCGCGCCCAGGCGGUCCGACCACGACCGCGACGACCGGCAAAGUAGCCGGGAUAGCAGACACAACUCGCGUCUGACGCGGUCAUAAUCCUGCACACUCCUAAUUCACUGUGUUGAGACCGUGCUAACGAGAUCUUCAACAUCUGCAACGAGAGCAUAGGGAGGCCCGGUAAACUUUCAAUGACCUCUAGAUUGCUAUUAGAACGGCGGGAUUAAACCCUGCCUCAGAUGGGGGCGGGCUCGGCGUGCUUCUAGCCGAGAUUACCUGCUUGAACGCGCGACCGCUAAGAAAACAGGUUUUCUCGGCAAAGCUCCCUUGGAAGCACUCGCAAGUCCGUGCGGGCAAAAGGGCGCAGCAACGUUUGUUCAGAUAAAUGGAGGAAAAACGAUGGGAUAGGACAUGACCAAGAGAGCGCGCGAGCUGGUCAAACACCGGAUGCUGACUAUAGACACUUCCGCAGCUCUCAAAAAUCUACAACUACCUCCUGAACGCGUCGAUCGUGACACGAUGGAUGAUUUUCAUAUUGCCCGUCCUGGCAUUGAUAUGGAUCCCCGGUAUUCUUGGAUUCACCAAGUUCCCGAACGCCACAGUGUAUGGGAUCAAACUCCUAUUCUGGAGCAUCUGGUUCACCGUCAUUUGGGCCGGCUGGUGGGGUGCGCUCGCGGUAGCGAUGAUCACUCCACGAAUUCUGCGGAACACAGUCGGUGUCGUCAUAGUAGCCGCCCGAAAAUACAUUGACUGGCUUGAGGUCUUGUACAGAUACGCCGCCUUCUUCGCAUGGUCGCUGGUGAUUUGGAUCUCCUGGAACCCCCUCAUCCGCGGACAGCAGCAUACGGACAGUUCGUCGCAGAAGACUGACAUAAGCACCCUUGGCAAGCUCCUCUUUGGCCUAUUCUUAUCUGCUGCUCUCCUCUUUGGCGAAAAGGUCUCCAUUCAAUGGAUUGCGGGCAAGUUCCAUGAACGCUCUUACGCAGAACGCAUUGCCGAGCAGAAGUUCGCAGUGAAGGUGCUUGUGACUCUCUAUCAGCACUCGACCGACAUCCAUUGGCGCUCGGACACCUUGCGCGACGGCCCGCAGGCGGAGCAGAAGCGCAAGACGAUGAUGAACCCACAGAAAAUCUUCAAGAAGGCCCUCAAGGGAGUCCGUGCCGCAGCGACGACAACGACGACGGUGUUGGGUAACGUGGCGUCCGAGAUCGCGGGCACUUCGGUGCUGCAGCCGAACUCGCCACAGGCGAUGGUCAAGACCGCGCUCGAGAGCGCGAACAAGUCGCGGCUGCUUGCGCGGAGGCUGUUCUACUCGUUCGUGCGGCCUGGAGCUGACCGCCUGCACGUCGAGGACGUCGCGAGAUUCUUCGCGAGCCCUGACGAGGCAGAUGCCGCGUACGCAAUCUUUGACAGGGACUCAAACGGCGACGUGAACCGAGAUGAGAUUGAGAUGGCGUGCAUGGAGAUACAUCGCGAACAAUUGUCCAUCGAGCAUUCCAUGCGUGAUCUGGACAGCGCUGUUGGCCGUCUGGACAACAUCCUGAUGACAAUCUACUUCAUCGUCGUCAUUCUCAUUUUCGCCGUCUCUCUGGAAGCACAAGUUGCUACACUAGUCACCAGUGCCGGGACCCUUAUACUCGGUUUGAGUUGGUUGAUCGGCGGCAGCCUGGCUGAGGUGCUCACGAGUAUCAUCUUCUUGUUCGUCAAGCACCCGUACGACGUCGGCGACAGGGUGACGGUGGAGAAGGAUACGUAUACUGUGAAGGAGAUACGGCUGCUCAGCACCAUCUUCUUGGACAGCAACGCGUGCUUGGUGCAGGCACCGAACACCGUUCUCAACGGAAAGCUCAUCAACAACAUCCGGCGUAGCCCACAGAUGUCCGAGCCUUUCGAGUUUGAUGUGGCCUAUACGACGUCGUUUGAGCAGAUUGAACGGCUUCGUGACCUCAUGCUCUCCUUCCUGAAGGUUGAGCGUCGCGACUACCAGCCUAUCUUUGACGUCUACGUGAUCGAUAUGCCUGGCCAAGAGAAGCUCACGCUCAAGGCCGACAUAAAGUACAAAAGUAACUGGCAACAGGGCUCCCUGAAGGCGCAGCGCCGCAACAAGUGGGUCUGCGCCCUCAAGGCGUCUAUGGAGAAGCUCAAAAUCUUUGGUCCCGGGGGCGAUCCGCAUGCCGCAGCCGGUCCCACGAAGUACACGGUGGUACCGUACGAGGAGGUCCUACGCCAGGAGGAAGCAUCAAAGCACAACGCACAUCCGUCGAACAGCAGCUCAAUGGAACUUCAGGUCCCCAAGUCGGAUUGGACGUUCGCGGACCAAAACUCGGCUAUCGUCGAUGACUCGCAGGAUGUCUUUGGAGAGAGUGAGCAGCUUUACAUGACAAAUCCACGUCAAAUGACGAUGCCUGCUCCGGGACAACGUCCGACGCCCGGCACCGAGGGGAUGCCUAUGGCCGUGACAAUGCCGGCACCGUCAACGGCCUCACCUGCACAAAUGGAGGAGAUCGAGUUGACGACGCCUCGUUCUCGGACGGGCCUACCUAAUGUCUGACAAUCAAACUCGAUGAUUUCCGGUGCAACAUCUAUAUCGUAUCCUUAUCUACCCUUGCUUUGGGGCUCACCCCAUUGGUCCAGGACACUGAGCAUCUUCCAGACGUAGUAAUUUAUGUGUUAGCUUUACGAUACACUAACGAUGCGUUGACUUCCUGGCUCUGCAAAAUGUUAUCGUCGUCUCGC